AAAGAAAGAAACUAGUUUUCUUUCCCCCUCCUCUUUUACCAAAUAAGUUGGUGAAAAAAUUAUUUCCUUCACUUUCUCUAUCUUUCCUAUUUUGUCUACUGUCUCUACCAAACACAGGAUUAAGAAGCAGAGCCCAUAAUUAUAAAUUUCGGAAAUUUUUCCUGAAAUUUUCAAUUAAUACCUUCUCAAUGAGAAACCACACUUUGUGCAGUUUGGACUCCACAAGCUUGGCGCAGAUUAUUCAAACAUGCGCCGAAACGAAGCAGCUAAUCAAAGGCAAAGAGCUCCAUGCCCAGCUUCUUCUUACAUGGUAUCCAGUAUGUACCUUUCUCACCAACCAUCUAAUAAACAUGUAUUCAAAAUGCGGAGUUAUUCACUACGCUCAGAACCUAUUUGAAAAAAUGUCUCAAAGAAACAUUGUUUCCUGGACAGCUAUGAUCACUGGGUUUUCUCAAAACUUGUGGUUUCCAGAAGCAGUAAAAGCCUUUUCCCAUAUGAGAAUCUCCGGUAUGAACCCAACCCAGUUUGCGUUUGCAAGUAUCAGUAAAGUUUGCGUGUCUCUCAGGUCGAUUACACUAGGGAAGCAAAUGCAUUGUCUUGCUUUAAAAUCCGGCCUUGAUUCGAAUCUAUAUGUGGGAAGUAAUUUGGCGGAUAUGUACUCAAAGUGUGGACUGAUGAUUGAUGCCUGCAAGUUCUUUGAGGUUAUUCCGUGUAAAGAUGCUGUGUUGUGGACCGCAAUGGUUGAUGGAUAUGCAAAGAACGGUGAAUCUGAAAAAGCUUUGUUAGCUUUUGAGAGGAUGAUUAAGGAUGGGAUUCUGAUGGAUCCUCAUAUUCUUAGUGUGACAUUAAGUGCUUGUGCAGCUAAUAAAGCUUAUAAGUUUGGAACAAGUCUUCAUUCCAGUGUUGUAAAGUUAGGAUUUGAGUCAAAGGUUGUUGUGGGUAAUGCACUCCUAGAUAUGUACUCUAAAGCUGGAGACAUGGAAAGUGCUUCCAAUGUGUUUGUGAUUGUCUCAAAUCACAAAAAUAUUGUGUCUUUUACAUCCUUGAUUAAUGGGUAUGGCGAAAUGGAUAGAAUUGAUGGUGCUUUAGACGUGUUUGUUGAUUUAAGGAGGCAGGGAAUUGAACCCAAUGAGUACACUUUCUCAAGCUUGAUCAAGGCAUGUGCCAACCAAGCUGCGUUAGAACAAGGAGCCCAGCUUCAGGCCCAAGUUAUCAAGCUUAAUUUUGAUUCUGAACCCUACAUUUCUGCCAGUCUUGUUAAUAUGUACGGGAAAUGUGGGCUGUUUGAUUAUUCAUUUCAAGUAUUCAAUGAGAUCCGAAACCCAACUGAGAUUGCAUGGGAUGCCUUACUUAAUGUGUUUUCACAACAUGGGUUAGGAAAAGAAAUGAUGGAAACAUUUGAUAAAAUGGUUCUUGAAGUAAAACCAAAUGCAAUGUCAUUCACCAGUCUUCUAUCUGGGUGCAGCCAUGCUGGUUUAGUGAAAGAAGGGCUGAAUCACUUCCAUUUCAUGGAGAAGAAAUAUGGAGUGGUACCUAGAGAAGAACAUUACAACUGUGUUAUCAAUUUACUUGGCCGGGCUGGAAGGCUUAAAGAGGCUGAAGACUUUAUAAAUAGUAUGCCGUUUGAGCCAAAUUCUUUUGGAUGGUGUUCUUUUCUUGGAGCUUGCAGGGUCCACGGUGAUGUCGAGAGGGGCAAACUUGCAGCUGAAAGACUGAUCAAGCUUGAACCUGAAAACAUCGGAGCUCUUGUUCUGCUUUCGAAUCUUUAUGCGAAGGAAGAAAAAUGGGAAGAAGUGAGGACUUUGAGAACAAUGAUGAAAGAAGGAAGCGUGAAGAAGUUACCUGGUUAUAGUUGGGUUGAUAUUAGAAACAAAACUCAUAUCUUUGGAUCCGAAGAUUGGUCUCAUCCUCAGAGGAAGGAAAUAUAUGAAAAGCUUGACCGUCUUCUUGAUCAGAUAAAGGAAGCUGGAUAUGUUCCUUGCACUGCUUCAGUCCCACUUGACAUAAAUGACAAUGAAAAGCUGCAGUUUCUUCACCAUCACAGUGAGAGAAUAGCUAUUGCAUUUGCUUUACUAAGUAUGCCAUCUGGUAAGCCAAUCAUAGUUAAGAAAAAUUUAAGGGUAUGCUUGGAUUGCCAUUCUGCAAUCAAGUUCAUCUCUAAGGUGACUCGGAGAAAGAUUAUUGUUAGGGAUAGUAGCAGAUUUCACCAUUUUGCAGAUGGGUCGUGCUCUUGUGGAGAUUACUGGUAACUGGUUAGAUUUUAUAGGGCCUGAGAUUCAAUGGCCGAACGUAUAGUUCAUAGAAGCUGGUCUGCCAUAAAUUUAUGCAACAAAUAAACUCUGUACAGUGUGACGCAAUAUAGUUUUUGCCAAUAACUAAUGAUAUCUUAUAGACGCAGAACAUUCAGGAUUAACCAUUAGAGGGAUUCCAUCCUUUUUUUCUUUUUUCGUCUUCUUGUAUCAUUUUUACCCCCAGUCCUCUUUGCUCAUGGGUGAUUUAAUUAUUGUUUUCUUUGGUAACUGGAAAAGGACGUGUUACAUUCUGUGUUUUCAAAUUUAU
Molecule: messenger RNA, 2559 nt
Organism: Humulus lupulus (European hop)
Lineage: Eukaryota; Viridiplantae; Streptophyta; Magnoliopsida; Rosales; Cannabaceae
Product: putative pentatricopeptide repeat-containing protein At1g68930
Exons: 1
Coding region: 189-2249 (686 amino acids)
Biological process (GO): RNA modification
Molecular function (GO): RNA binding; protein binding; zinc ion binding
Source: RefSeq, a predicted model, not a curated record